Molecule: messenger RNA, 4435 nt
Organism: Saccostrea echinata
Lineage: Eukaryota; Metazoa; Mollusca; Bivalvia; Ostreida; Ostreidae
Product: platelet-activating factor acetylhydrolase IB subunit alpha2-like
Exons: 5
Coding region: 48-764 (238 amino acids)
Source: RefSeq, a predicted model, not a curated record
UUGCUGAAAACAUUUCUUAAUUAAUUCAUGUGUAAAAAAGGUAAAUUAUGAAUUCAGCGACAGUGCCCAUGCCGGUAGAAGAUGUACAUGGAGACGGUAGAUGGAUGAGCCAGCACAAUCGCUUCAUCUCAGAAGGCCGAGAGAGGGAGCCGGAAGUGUUGUUUGUAGGUGACUCUCUUAUACAGAGACUGGCACAAACAAACGUAUGGGAGAGCAUGUUUGAGCCUCUACACUGUCUGAACUUUGGGAUCGGUGGUGACCAGACACAGAAUAUCUUGUGGAGGUUGAUGAAUGGAGAGUUAGACACACUAGAAGCCAAGGUAGUGGUUGUUCUUGCUGGUACAAACAAUUACAGUAACACGGCAGAGGAGGUGACAGACGGGAUCAUGGAAAUCAUCAACGUCAUACAAAACAAACAGAAUAGCACACAAAUCAUUGUCAUGGGAUUACCACCCCGGGGAGAAAAACCAAACAAACUACGUGAGAAAAAUGCAGAAAUUAAUUUUAAUUUGUCACAAAAAAUUGAAAACAUGCCUAAUGUGAGUUUCCUGAAUGUAGAAGCAUCCAUGUUUGUCCGCGAAAAUGGUCUCAUCAGCCAUAACGACAUGUACGAUUAUCUUCAUCUAACGAAUGCGGGUUAUCAAAAACUAUGUGAACCUUUAUUAGAGGAAAUUCAGAACUUACUGCAAGUGUUCAUGAAAGUGGAGAACACAUCAAUGACAAUAUCUACCACAGCAUCUGAUGUUGAUGAUGAAGAAAACUGAACCACAAUGGGCUGUUGUGAUGUAACUGUUAUAAAUAGGUGAAUGACAAUAGAGGGCUUAUCAUGCUUUCUUCAUUAUUGUUGUGGCUUAAAAAUCUACCCCAUGCAAAAAACAUCCAUUUUGAAACCAAAUGUUCAAAUAAGUUUUAUGCAUAUAUACUGUUAUAAUAUUAUUUAUCAAAAAUGUUCAUGAAAUAAUUAAUUUGAAAAUUAUGAAAGUCUUUGCUCUUACUUUGAGAUGAACCAUGAAGUACCAUAGCAAAUUGGCAGUUUACAAGCUGUACUUUUUUCAGUUGGGUUGCUUUUGAAAUUUAGUUUGGUGUUCUCAUGCAAUAUAAUUCUCACUGUAAAAAUUUUAUGCAUAAAAAUCUUAGUUAGAAGCUCUGAAAUUGAACCCAAGUUUUCUUUUUUGGAGUAAUGAGUGAUAUUUUAUUUUUACUUUGAGAGAUUUUAAUUCUUAAAAUGUGUACUAUUUAAUCCAAAUGUUUCAAAACAUACUAGUUAUCAGCUUGGUCUUAUGGGAAGCAUGUAUGAAUUAAUCUACAUGUACGAUUGUUGGCAUUGUACAUUUGUGCAAUACUAUAAACUACACAUUAUGUACCCUUCAUUUGUGUAUAGCUGGGUUAUCCUUUGUACUCCAAUCAGCUGGGGUUCCAAACCCCCCUGAGGUAUUAUUUUUGACUUGUUGCCACUUGAUUUUGUACGUGUUCUACAUAUUUGUAUAUAUGAAGCAGUAUAAAGAUAUUAACCUUGUCCUUGUCCACAUUAUAAAGUAUCAGAAUACAAUACUUUAUUUAAUAUAAUUAUAUAUAUAUAUAUAUAUAUAUAUGUAUUCCGAAAUCUUGCCUAAUACAGUGUUAACAUUAAGUCUCUUUUAGUAAAUUUAAUUGUAAAAAAAAAAUUGUCUAAUAUAUAUAUCAGAAAUGGCAUUAGUCAAUCAAGUUUCAACUGUAUCAUGGUCACUGUAACAUUUUCUUCUGUUCUACAAUGUUUGCUGUGUGUGCUAGAUUGUGCUAAAUUUUGAAGUCAUUUGUGUGAACCAAUCUCCUAUGAUCCAACGUUUACUGUGUGGCUGUGCCAUCAGGACUAACAUUCCAGAUGAUGUGCAAUAUGUUCUAGAUUUGAUAGAGUCAGGAGUUAGGUUGUUUCAUAUUUUAUCACUGUGUUUCGUUAAUACAUGUACGUGUUAAAAAAAUGGCUUGUUGAUGACAUGUUUCUGAUUUUUUUUUUUAGAUUGAUAUUUUUGAUUUUGAUGAUCUCAGCAGUGUUUUUCCUAAUUGUUUAUUUACUUAUCUCUGAUACAUGUAUAAAAGUUUUUCUGAUGUAAUACAGACAAAUAUGGAUAUAAAUACUGGUAUUAUAGUGUACCUCAUUGAAUCUGCAAAACAAUAGCAAUGACAUUAUCAUGAUAUUAAGAAUUAUUUGAUUUUAGUGAAAUUCAUGAUGGAUCUAGAAAGUCAAUGAUGUUGUCAGUUUGUUUCAAUUGGUCUGAGGUCAUUAGGAUGACAUAUUGAUUGAUUGUUGAUUUAAGUGGCUCUUGUAAAGCUUUGGUUAUUAAUGCAAUGUUUGUAACACUACCUCUUUCAUAUAUAAGGUUUAUCAUUUUAAACAAUGAAUUAUCUAGUUAGAUGAUAACAAUCAUAUAAAUGACUCCUAAAAAUAAUCUUAGUCUAAAAAUAAUCUAUAGUCAUCUAAAAAUAAUGUAUAGUCAUCUAAAAAUAAUCUACAGUCAUCUAAAAAUAAUCUAUAGUCAUCUAAAAACAAUGUAUAGUCAUCUAAAAAUAAUCUACAGUCAUCUAAAAAUAAUCUAUAAUCAUCUAAAAAUAAUGUAUAGUCAUCAUCUACCCAAUUCCAUCACAGAGGGAGAAAAUUACUACACAAUUUUUUAAGAUCAUCAGAAAUUCUUCUUUGAUAGAAAAAAAUACAAAAUAAAAAAAAAAUUAUAAAAAAUACAUUUUGUGCAAACAAAAUGAACUGAUUAUUUAGCAAAACCAUACAUUCUGUAAGCUUUUCCACAAUUAUUGGGAUAUUAUGAGAUGUAAUUUUACUACUUACGUAAGACCAUCUUUUAAAAAAAAAUUUGCUUACCCUCUCCCAAUCUCUGUAUGAAAGAACUGGGUCAGUAGGAAGGAGAUAAAAAUAUUACUGAAUUUUUAAGGAAUUGUCAACAUCAAUGUCAUCAUUAACAUCAUUGCUUAAUUUACAAAAAUUAAAAUUGCAGGUAUUGAUAAAAUGAAAAAAAAAUGUUGACAGGACGAGAAAGUUAUGGAAUGAAUAAAAAAAUAUUUCCUGAUCUUUUUAAAGAUGCUUUGAGUCGGCCCAUUUUUAGUCAGGAGAGAGCAAGGCAAACAGGAAAUUUUUUUUUAUAGGCAAAUAUCCAGAAGCAUUUGCUGUAUUCUGUUUGUCAGAUCAGGGUUGUUAAAUUACGAAGUAGAGAAAUUUGACUUGAAUUAAUCAUGUUUACUGAAUACACAACUUUAAGAAAUAAUGCAGUGUUGUUCCAAAUUAGAUUGAUAUAAAUGUAAAAGACUAUAUGCAGUAGUGACCAAUUUUGCCCCCAGAAUCAAACUUAGAUGGAGAUAUCUGCAAUUAUGUUCUAAACCAAGGGGAUAUAUGCAGACUUCUGACCAUUUGAUAUUUUCAUCAACUAUGAUGCCAUAUGUUAGAUAUGACGUCAGGAAAAUGACGUAAAUUCAAAAUUCCCAUGAUUUUAAGAGAAAAGGGUGUGUAUUACGUUCAUAUUUUAAGUAAAAGUCACCAAGCGCAGGUCUGCUCCAACUCAGUGUUUUGGUAUAAUGUGUAGAAUGAUAUUAUCAAUGAAAUAUGUGAAAAAUGUGUUGGAGCAUGUUUGCGCUCUAUAAAUUAUAUAGUAAAAAUUUAACAAAUUUUGUCCUCUUUCUUGAAAAUAAUGCAAAAUCCAAAUAGUUUGUGACAUCAUAGACACAAAAUUGCCAUUGAUCUACUUUGAAACAAUAAUAUUUUUGUUAUUAAUUCAGAUUUUUCAUAUAAUAUAUACAAUUCAGUACAUUUCAAGAAGUUUUCAAAAUGUGACCUAUGGGGGCAAAAAUAUGCAUUUACCUUUCUUUUCUUCUUUUUUAAAGAAAAAUGGUGAUGGUUUUAUGAUAUGCUGUUUCUGACUAAAAGGCAUUUAAUUUUUUGUUGAAUUGCUGUUGAAUUGUAUGAGAUUGUCACUUUGAUUUAGCUCUUGGAUGAAAAAUGUACUACAUUGUACUUGUAUUUUGUCUACAUGUAUUUACAUCUAAUCAUAUUAGGUACAGAUUUGUUGGAGGUUUAGUAUGGUGCACUGGCAGACUUAACACAAUGAAAACAAUGAGUUGUAACCCAUGGGGAAGGAAUGCAGAUUGAUUGAUUCGAUCCUUUGUAGAGUAAUGCUAAUACAGAAAUUGUAUUGCCUUAUUUAUAAAUCACCUUCAAAUGAUGUGUGUGUAAUUCUGUUACAAAUUCAUCAUAAAAAUCGUCAUAUAUGUACCCUGUCUCCUAUAAUUUUACAAGAAAGUAAUGGUGUUCAAAUGUUCAAUACUCAUGCAGCAAAUAUUAUUUUUGGCGAUGUAGUUGUAGCAGAUUACUGUCAACCAGUAUAAAAUGGCACGCCUGUGUGUGCAUUAAUGUUUUAAGUAUACGCAACUCUGAUAGUAAAUAUAUGUUACAGUG